Messenger RNA from Cajanus cajan (pigeon pea), 1110 nucleotides. It is a transcript of the gene TIC22-IV, whose product is annotated as Tic22-like family protein. Lineage: Eukaryota; Viridiplantae; Streptophyta; Magnoliopsida; Fabales; Fabaceae. Gene Ontology annotation, biological process: protein transport. Gene Ontology annotation, cellular component: chloroplast. The record is from RefSeq and is a predicted model, not a curated record.
UAGUUAACGUGGAAUGGUUGGGUGAAGACGAAAGCUUAGAUGGAGUCUCGCGGACACUCGAACCCGCUUCUGUCAUUUUCCACCUUCAUCCAUCAACACUGCGUCCGUCUCGCGACUCGUUUGGAUGACACCAAGCGAGCCCUAGCCCAGGCUCAUCACAAUCUUCUAUCCCCCAAACACGCCCUCGCCGCCACUGCUACUUUGGGUUCCCACCACGUCGCUAAGUCCCUCGCCGGCACCUCCGUUUACACCGUCAGCAAUUCCAACAAUGAGUUCGUUCUUAUUUCCAACGCCGACGGCGCCAAGUCCAUCGGAUUGCUUUGCUUUCGCCAAGAGGACGCCGAAGCCUUCCUCGCUCAGGUUCGAUCACGGAGAGGAGAACUUCGAGGCAAGGCUAGGGUUGUUCCAAUUACUCUCGACCAGGUUUACAUGUUGAAGGUUGAAGGCAUUGCAUUCCGAUUCUUACCCGAUCCAGUUCAAAUAAAGAACGCUUUGGAGCUCAAACCAGCCAACAAAGGAGGUUUUGACGGAGUUCCUGUUUUUCAGUCAGAACUUUUGGUUGUGAAGAAGAAGAAUAAGCGUUACUGCCCUGUGUAUUUCUCAAAGGAGGAUAUCGAGCAGGAACUGUCCAAAGUUUCCAAGGCAUCUAGAGGACCUGGUGUCUCUCAGCAUAUAGCGGUUGGUAGCUUGGAAGAUGUACUGAAAAAAAUGGAGAUGAGUGAAAGGAGUUCAGGAUGGGAGGAUUUGAUUUUUAUUCCACCAGGGAAAAGUCACUCUCAACACAUAAAAGAAAUUAAUGAAUGACUUCCAGCAUGCGAACUUGAUCUAACCAUAAUUUCAUGUGGUUUUCAUGAGCAAAUUAUUGUUGUCACGAUUUAAUCAGCUGUUGAGAUGCCAGGACCCCUGCCUUCAGAUAGUCGUGUUCUACCUCUGUCUUCUCAAUAGAAAUUCCUUUUGAUGCAGAUACUGCUUUAAGUUUCUUAGUGGAUAUAAGCUAAAUGUGUAUCAGAGGAUAUAAAGGCUAACGUACAUUUUCAAUUAUGAGGUCGUUGGAACCACCAUUGUUGAGUAUGCAAAGUACCAAAUGAAUGAGGGGUGUUCUUACUCAUA